Molecule: messenger RNA, 510 nt
Organism: Grosmannia clavigera kw1407
Lineage: Eukaryota; Fungi; Ascomycota; Sordariomycetes; Ophiostomatales; Ophiostomataceae
Exons: 1
Coding region: 1-510 (169 amino acids)
Biological process (GO): endosome organization
Cellular component (GO): BLOC-1 complex
Source: RefSeq, a predicted model, not a curated record
AUGCCGGCACCACACGUCAUCGAUCCGACCCAGUUGGACCUCAGCACCGAAGAGCUCACUCUUCUGCGGCAAGGCCAGUCUGCUCUAGCUGGCUCGUCAUCAUCCCGCGCUGCCAGUCGGGCAUCGUCUCAAGGCCGCAUGCUGCUCGACAGCAACUCGCUAGCGGCACUGGACGUCUAUUUUGAGCGUGUCAUGAACCACAUCCAGCAGCAACUGCAAUACCUUACGGACCAGACACAGGCUGCGACGAUGGCAGUUUACGACCAAUCGAAUCAGAUGAUUGUCGAUGCCGAUGCUGAGAUUGCCCGUUUCACAAUGAUUAAUGAGCAAAUAGACGAGCUCGAGCUCGACUUUGAUCGCAUUGCACACAUUCGAGAGAUCGUUCACGACUUUCGCCAGCGCAUUGAGGAUAUAGAGCACGAGCUAGAGCACUCGCAGCCGUCUUCUUCUUCCCGUCACCGUGAUGGGCGUCGAUCUGAAGGCCAUUCUAGUCGACACCACCGGCGUUGA